AUGCUGGCCCUGGAGCGCUCCCUGCUGAGGGGCUUCGUCAGCGCGGCGGAGGCCCUCGAGUGGAAGCAGGGUGAAGUCGCGGCGGCAGAAAGUGGAUCAUUAUUGCAGUUGAUUUUUGAUGGGAAAUAUGAGACAAUAUUUUCAAAUUCUGUCAUCCAGAAUGUUUUCAGUACAUCUUCUGUGACAGAGGAGAACAUUGACGGUUACUUGGAGAAACAAAUUCUAGCAUACCUGGACUGCUCUGCAGAGGCUGAUAACGUGGAAAGGCAGAGGCUGAUGUUUCUGCUUGGUGUGGGCAGUUUGCAGCUCUUCGUUCAAAGCAAUUGGACUGGGCCUCCUGUUCAGUUAAAGCUUCAGGACUUUUUGCCACCCACAUUGUUACAGAAAUUCUGUGAGCCAAAAAUGCUGCAUGCAGCUGUUCUGAAGAUGCUGGUUCUAGAUGGUGAAUCGGUUUAUACCUUGACUUCUCAUCCUAUUUUGCUGCUUAUAGCCAGGAUAAUCCUUGUGAAUUCAAGACACAAACUUUCAUCUCUUCAGACAUUAUCUUGGUGGACUCUAAGAUGUGUGAAUAUUCACCAGCAGUUGUUAGAGGAGAGAUCACCUGAGCUAUUUACUCUUGCUCAGACCUGUAUAAAACAAGUGUCAGAAGCAGAAACUUUGUUCACAGGUGGUGAAAGCUGGCACUUAGCAGUUCAGUUCCACCUUGAGUGUGCCUAUACAUUUUUGUAUUACUAUGAGUACAAAAAAGCUAAACAGUGUUUCAAUGCGGCUAAAGACAUAACAAAACUGCAGAUUAAUCUUACAGGUGCUUUGGGGAAGAGAACACGAUUUCAGGAAAAAUAUGUUGCACAGCUUAUUUUGGAUGUCCAAAGAACAGAUGAAUUCAUCCUUCCUCACAGUGAAUUAAGUCCAGCUCCAACGCCUCUAGAAAACUUAACAGUGAAUUAUGAUUUAAAUGAUGAUACAUUGCUUAAUGAGAUAAAAUUAGCAGAUGCUGAUCAGUACAAGGUACCUGAUUUGUGUGCCGAAGAGCUUGCUGUAAUCCUUGGAAUAUG
This is a messenger RNA of Mesitornis unicolor (brown roatelo), 1055 nucleotides long. Its product is annotated as tetratricopeptide repeat protein 27-like. The record is from RefSeq and is a predicted model, not a curated record. NCBI's taxonomy places the organism in Eukaryota, Metazoa, Chordata, Aves, Mesitornithiformes, Mesitornithidae. The transcript has 8 exons. The annotation marks the transcript as partial.